Pseudoliparis swirei is the source of this 3548-nucleotide messenger RNA. It is a transcript of the gene cyp2u1, whose product is annotated as cytochrome P450 2U1. Gene Ontology annotation, cellular component: intracellular membrane-bounded organelle; cytoplasm. NCBI's taxonomy places the organism in Eukaryota, Metazoa, Chordata, Actinopteri, Perciformes, Liparidae. Bases 86 to 1669 code for a protein of 527 amino acids. The record is from RefSeq and is a predicted model, not a curated record. Gene Ontology annotation, biological process: xenobiotic metabolic process. Gene Ontology annotation, molecular function: iron ion binding; oxidoreductase activity, acting on paired donors, with incorporation or reduction of molecular oxygen, reduced flavin or flavoprotein as one donor, and incorporation of one atom of oxygen; heme binding. The transcript is spliced from 5 exons.
UGUCCUUUCUGUUUCACAACACGACAGGAAGCGCACGAGCUUCAUGGGGUAGCGUUGCCAGCCCACUGAGGUAAACUGUGCCACCAUGGUGUCGCUGUCGUGGCUGCAUUGUCUGAGCAGCGCUGCACUGUCACGAGGCGACAUUGUUGCUCUGCUCGUGUUCCUGCUCGUGGUUUGUUUACUUUAUGUUCGUCAGAAGCGGCGGCGGCACCUCGCAAACAUCCCGCCGGGACCGCCGCCGUGGCCGCUAGUCGGGAACUUCGGCUUCUUCCUCGUGCCCUCUUUUAUCCGGAGGAGGUUUGGACAGAAAUCUGAAAAAAACGCGAUGAUUGAUUUCACGGAAAAAGCCGAAGUUUACGGAAACAUAUUCAGUAUUUUUGUAGGGAGCCAGUUGACGGUGGUGCUGAACGGAUAUGAGGUGGUCAAGGAUGCGCUGUCGAACCACCCCGAGGUGUUCUCCGACAGACCGGAUAUCCCCGCCGUCACCAUCAUGACCAAACGCAAAGGAAUAGUCUUUGCACCUUACGGGCCAGUGUGGAGGAAGCAGCGUAAGUUUUGCCACACCACACUCCGAAACUUUGGCCUGGGCAAACUGAGCUUGGAGCCUUGCAUCCAGCUCGGCCUGGCCACCGUCAAGACGGAGCUGCUGCAGCUGAGUGAGAAGUCUGGUGCCACCGGCGUGAACCUGGCCCCGCUGGUUCGCAACGCCGUGUCGAACGUCAUCUGCUCACUGAUCCUGGGACAGCGUUUCCACCACGAAGACCACGAGUUCCGCAACAUGCUGGGCCUGAUGGAUCGUGGGCUGGAGAUCUGCGUGAACAGCCCUGCGGUCCUCAUCAACAUCUUCCCCUUGCUGUACUAUUUGCCUUUUGGGGUAUUCAAGGAGUUGCGUCAGGUGGAAGGAGACAUCACAGCGUUUCUGAAGAGGAUUAUUGGCAAGCAUCGGGAAACAUUAGACCCGGACCACCCGAGGGAUCUUGUGGACAUGUACUUGAUGGAGAUGGUGGCCCAGCAAGCUGCUGGAGAGGAGAACAGCAGCUUCACAGAAGACUAUCUCUUUUAUAUCAUCGGAGAUCUCUUCAUCGCCGGCACUGACACCACCGCAAACUCAGUUUUGUGGAUUCUGCUCUACAUGGUCCUGUACCCUGAUAUCCAAGACAAGGUCCAGAGAGAGAUCGAUGAAGUGGUGGGCACACAGCGCAUCCUGUCUUUGACGGACAAGGGAAGUUUGCCUUUUACUGAAGCCACCAUCAUGGAGGUGCAGAGACUCACUGUUGCGGUCCCUCUGGCUAUUCCUCACAUGGCCUCCGAGACAACAGAGUUCAGAGGCUACACUAUUCCCAAAGGAACGGUGAUCGUGCCCAACCUGUGGUCUGUCCAUAGAGAUCCCACAGUGUGGGACGAGCCCGACAGUUUCAACCCAGCACGCUUCUUAGACGAGGAGGGAAAGUUGAUCAGGAAAGAGUGCUUCAUACCAUUCGGGAUUGGCCGCAGGGUGUGCAUGGGUGAACAGCUGGCGAAGAUGGAGCUGUUCCUGACGGUUACCAGUUUACUGCAGACCUUCAAAUUCCGCCUGCCAGAGGGAACGCCUCCUCCUACGCUGACCGGACGAUUCGGCCUGACGCUGGCUCCCUGCCCAUACAGUGUGUGUGUGAGCCCUCGUAGAUGAAACACUGGAAUAUUUGGUUCUCUCCAAAUCAAAGACCGUGACCCAACUACAAGACAAUAUAAUCUGUGUUGUAUUGAAAAGGAUAAGAAAAAAGUACGUUUUUUAUUUUAUUUGAAUGUAUGUAUCAUUUUGCUUCUGCAAUUAUGGCUGCAUAGCAUCUGUUCAUCUUUACAAUUCUAUGAUCCAAAGCAGCUUCUAAUUAUCUCCUUUAAGAUGCUGGAACCAGGAAAUGUUUAAUAUAUGUACUUAUUUAUAUAUAUAUAUAUUAGGGCUGUGAAACGAUUACAAAUUGUAAUCAAAUUAAUCACAGGUUUCUAUGGAUUAAUCAUGAUUAAUCACAUAUUACCGAUAUUCUCGGCAUAUUUUUGUGAGAACAUAAAGAUUUAUGACAAAAGACGGAUAUAUAUAUUUAUACAUAGGGGUGCACAUAACUUGCUCACCAGUAACUAAUUAAUCCUGUAAUUUAAUCAUAACGCGUUAUUUUUCACAGCACUAAUAUAUAUAUAUAUAUAUAUAUACUUGAUAAUCAAGCAAGAAUUAAGGUACGUUUUAUGAUUCAUAAAGAGAUGCACUGAGAGAUUAGCAGGGGCGUCGUUAGGCCUAUUUUAGGGGCGCUUCAGUCAAUCUAAUACCUUAUCAUCAUACUUAGCAAUAGAAUCCCCGGGCACUAGGACCUUGGGGAGGCUGCUGCGCUGACUUUCUCACUCUGCCAAGUAACGUCUCUCGUCAAAGAGAGCCAGGAGUUAAGCUCAAAGUAAAUGAUAAACGGAGUGAAUUUGUAAGUCCAGGUAGUUACAGAAUGUGUCGGUAGGUGUUACCUGCCUGCAUUUUGAUUUAGUUGAGGCAAAUGGAAGGGAAGAAGUUAGAAACUGUCUCCAUUAACCCUCCUGUCGCCUUCGGGUCAAUUUGACCCGAUUCAAUGUUUAAUGUCGGUGUUCUUUCGGGAGUCAACAAACAAACAUAAAGUACCUCACACUUAUCUUGUAUUGCACUUUACAUGUCACUGCUGCUAUAUUGUACUGCCAUGUGGUAAAUACUCAUGUAUGCUGCUCUUGCUCUUUUUGCAUAUCAUGUAUUUAAUAUUUUUACAAAUGUCAUGUUAUUAUAUAUUGUACGUCAGGGACUACGGAUGGAAAUUAGCUCAAAACUAUAAUCUGGCAUAUUUACACUGAAAACAUAACCUGUCUAAAGUGUUCAUUAAUGUGCAUUGUCCCUCUUCAAAUAAAACGAUUAACAUAACAUAACACUUAAACUUGGAAAACAAUAUUAAUUCUAAUAAUUUUCUGGAGAUUUUAAUAGCUGGGGUCAUAUUGACCUCAAGGGUAAAAUAUGUUUGUAAAUAUAAAGGUAACAGGAGGGUUAAACAUUGAAUCGGGUCAUAUUGACCCGAAGGCGACAGGAGGGUGAAACAUUGAAUCGGGUCAAAUUGACCCGAAGGCAACACAAGGGUUAAGCGAGAGUGUGAACAAGCAAAUUCAAAAUACAAGAAAUAACUAUCGACAUCUCUCUAUUCUUUGCACUAAUAUAUAUUAUUAUAAUAUUUUUUUCAAAUGAAACGUUUAUUUGACACUGAACUAGUUCAUCUUUAUUUUAGUGAUAGUGUCCAAAUGAGCAUAAAAUAUCACUGUGACCCUAAAAUUCUGUCUCUAACAAUGGAUAUCCGGGGCCCCAAAAGAAAAUUGUGGCAAGCUGCGCGCGCAAACAUUUCCGGGCAAACUGCUCCCCUUGGGGCUUAACCCCCUUUCUUUCAAUCCUACAAACGCUUCUGGAGAUUGGCACACAUGUUUAUAAGAUGUUUUUAUUAAAUUAUAUAUCACUUGCUCACUUAUUUCUCAAUGGAUUUUUUGCAAUGUGUCAAUAAAGAGUUUAUUAAUAAAUA